CUGGCCGAGCAGGCUGAGCAAUAGGACGAAAUGGUGGAGUCAAUGAAGAAAGCAGCAGGGAUGGAUGUGGAGUUGACAGUUGAAGAAAGAAACCUCCUAUCUGUUGCAUAUAAAAAAGUGAUUGGAGCUAGAAGAGCUUCCUGGAGAAUAAUCAGCAGCAUUGAACAGAAAGAAGAAAACAAGGGAGGAGAAGACAAACUAAAAACGAUUCGGGAAUAUUGGCAAAUGGUUGAGACUGAGCUAAAGUUAAUCUGUUGUGACAUUCUGGAUGUACUGGACAACAACCUCAUUCCAGCAGCUAACACUGGCGAGUCCAAGGUUUUCUAUUAUAAAAUGAAAGGGAACUACCACAGGUAUCUGGCUGAAUUUGCCACAGGGAAUGACAGGAAGGAGGCUGCGGAGAACAGCCUAGUGGCUUAUAAAGCUGCUAGUGAUAUUGCAAUGACAGAACUUCCACCAACACAUCCCAUUCGCUUAGGUCUUGCUCUCAAUUUUUCUGUAUUCUACUAUGAAAUUCUUAAUUCCCCUGACCGUGCCUGCAGGUUGGCAAAAGCAGCUUUUGAUGAUGCAAUUGCAGAACUGGACAUGCUGAGUGAAGAAAGCUAUAAGGACUCUACACUUAUCAUGCAGUUGUUACGUGAUAAUCUGACACUAUGGACUUCAGACAUGCAGGGUGAUGGUGAAGAGCAGAAUAAAGAAGCGCUGCAGGAUGUGGAAGAUGAAAAUCAGUGAGACAUAAAAGCCAACAAGAGAAAGCAUCUCUGACCACCCUAGACCUUCCCAUCCCACCCCUCUUGGAAAUUCCC
Messenger RNA from Budorcas taxicolor (takin), 806 nucleotides. RefSeq names its product 14-3-3 protein epsilon-like. Lineage: Eukaryota; Metazoa; Chordata; Mammalia; Artiodactyla; Bovidae. The transcript has a single exon. The record is from RefSeq and is a predicted model, not a curated record. The coding region runs from base 31 to 732 and encodes 233 amino acids. Gene Ontology annotation, cellular component: cytoplasm. Gene Ontology annotation, biological process: signal transduction.